UCUUCUCUUUUAGGUCGGCCAAGCCAAGUCGAUGCGAAAGCGAAAAAUGUCGUGAAUUAUCCAGUGAUUUACUUUCUAUUCGUGAAUUAAUGGUGUUUUAAGAUCUGACCAACCAUGGAGUUCGACUCUGUGAUAGUGAAGGACAGCCCCGGCCUCUGCCGGUGCUGCCUCGCUGAGGGAUGCUACAAGGAAUUGGGGGCACCCUACUUCUGUGGCGGACAUACUGAAGUGUAUGGCGAUAUGCUAAUGGAAUGCUUCGACAUUUGUAUAUCCCAGCAAACAGAUGGACCGAACGGGCCGAACAGACACAUCUGCGAAGUCUGCAUCGGCCGGCUGCGGGAUGCCACCGAGUUCAAGCGGCAAGUGCUGGAGUCCGAGAAGACCUUCAUCGACAUGGUGGCACGGAAGGACUUCAAGGGGAAAAUGAUGGUCGGCAAGAAAGAAAUGAAGAAGGAGCCCGGCACAGAUGUGGACCCUGAUGUCAACAUGAUAGAUACUGCUGACGUUUUUGAUGAUGACACAGACGAAGAGCCCCUGUCCCUCAAGCGCCGCGCGCCGCGCGCCUCGGGGGCCGCGCCGCGCCGCCGCGGGGUCAAGACCGAGAGGAAGAAGGCCAGGAAGAACGAUGAGUCAGAAGAAGAGCUCCUCUCCCUGAAGUCUGGUGACGAGGGAGUGGACGCGGCGCCGCUGGCAACACCACGGCGGGCCUCCGAGGUCAAGACAGAGAAGCGGAAACGCAUCAAGAAGAAGACUGAGGAUGCCGCUAGUUCGAAUACGAGCAAGUCGUUCUAUAUGAUGAAGAGGCGAAAGAAUCUGCAAAUCAUAUUUGACAGUUCCACCAUCAUACCCUUUAAAUGGAGGGCCAACUAUAUCUGUUUUUACUGCGGCAUCAGAAUAGUCGAUUACAAAGAGCUGAGGAGACACACAGAAACCCACGGUAGCGUUGCCGAUUGCGACCUCAAGUCUAUCAAGGGCUAUGGGGAUAUGAACAUCAAAAUUGACAUCUCAAACAUCACAUGCAAACUUUGCAAUGUCUUAUUCAGGUCAUUCAACGAACUCACCGAACAUUUGUGCUCGGCUCACCAAGUGAAAUACGAAGUUAUGGAUGUGGUCAUCGAGCAGUAUCGUCUGUUGGACCUGGGUUGCCAUCUCUGCCCUGACUCUUUCAGCUACUUCGGGCAUUUAGUGUCUCACAUGAACCACGCUCAUCCGAAUAAAACCCUCAUUUGCAAUCAGUGCAACCACAGGUUUAGCAAACGUAGCGAGUUGUAUCGUCAUAUCAAGAAUUGUCACAAAGUAGGCGGGUACCAAUGCGAUAUGUGUCCGCAUAAAUUUAACACUUUGAGCAUAUUGAAGAAGCAUCAGUCGAAUGCUCACCGUUGUGAGGUCUGUCAUUUACAGCUACCAUCAGCUGCGCAGAAGCAGAAACACUGCCAGUUGGAGCAUCCAGAGUCCUACGCUUUACAAUGCCGCGAUUGCAACAAGAUAUUCAAAAAGAAGCUAGGCCUAAGAGUGCACAUGAAAAAGUGUAACGCAGCUGAUACCGACAGAAAACAAAAGCUGACGGUUAAAAGACACAAACUCGACAAAGUCAAAGAUGACAUCAUAAAUGUAAUCAUCCUGUCCACAUCCAUACCUUUUAAUUUCACCAACAAUAAGUUCAAUUGCUUCUACUGCGCCGAUGAUUUCAUUGACUCUGACAGUUUGAGGGAACACACGCUUCUAAGCCACGCAAACUGCGAUGCUAAUUAUAUCAAAAAGAAUUGCAAAACGAUCGGUAACGUGUGCGUUAAACUCGACACCUCGUACGUCGCUUGCAAGCUCUGUUACGAAUCUCUUAGGGACCUAGACGCCUUGAUCGAGCACUUGGCCCAAAAGCACGACACUCAAAUCGAGCCUAUAGUCAAAACGUGUCUGCAACCGUACCGACUGAUCAAAGACAACAUGGGGUGCCCGUACUGCCCGGCCGUUUUCCAAUUCUUCAAUUUGCUGAUGCAUCACGUCAGCGUGACUCAUUCAAACAACAACGUCGUCUGUGUAUACUGUGGUUUAACUUUCGGCAAUGAGAACCAAUUGCGAGCGCACACUAGAACGCAUCACAGCGACGGCCAAUUAAAAUGCGGCACGUGCGGUGCGGUCUGCGACUCUCGAUCCCGAUUGGCCAAUCACAUGGCGACGGCGCACGGCGUGAAAGCUGUCAAAUGCACCACGUGUGGCGAACGGUUCUCCUCGCAAUAUCUGAGGCAGAAACACAUGAUGGAUGUGCACAAAUUCGGCCACAAAUGUAACUAUUGCGGGAAGGAAUUUGUGAGACAUUCCUUCAUGAAAAUCCACGUAAGACGAACGCAUCUGAAAGAGAAACGCGUGGCUUGUCCCGUUUGCGAUAUGAAGUUCUUUAACGGAGUACAAUUAAAGCAUCAUUUGGUGAAACAUGGCGGGAAAAAGAACUUCCAAUGUGAUGAGUGUGGGGAAAGCUUUAUGUGGAGGAAAGGGCUUGUGAGGCAUAUUGGCAGGCACAGUAAAAACCCGUUUAGCUUCCCCGCAGUGCCGAAGACUAAUAAUGCCCAAGCCCAGGCUAUAGCGUAUAAUAAACAAGCCAAUACUGCGCAAGUCCCAUACACGCCGCAAAUGCCGAAGUCCAACAGUGUAGUCCAAGGUCCAUACAACCCGCUUCCAAUUGGCUUCCCUUUUAGAUUCUAAUUUUUAUUAAGUAUUAUUUAUAGUACCUAAGUAAUUUUAAGGGCCUGUUUCACAAUGUCUGGAUAAUGGCUACCUAUCGGUUAAAAGACAUGCUGUCACUGUCUAAAAAAUAAUGACAGUGUUACAGCUUGUAUUUUAACCGACAGGUAGCAAUUAUCCAGACAUUGUGAAACAGGUCCUAAGUCUUUUUAAUUUCCCCACUAAGGUGAAGUUCAACAGUAUAGUCCAAGUUUAACCGUAUUACCUAUCGGCUCUCCCUUUAAUUUCAACUGCAUAUUAAACUUAUAACUGCUAUCAUUUUCAUAAAUAUUAUAUCGUAUUUAAAAAAAAAACAAUGAUACUUGGGCUAAAUAGCCGGCAAUAUUCAAGGUUACUUUUAGAAGAUAGACUCAACUCUUUAGUUAUAGCGCCAUCUAUUAUUAUUUAUAGGUAACUGUGUGUCUUGUAGGUUAAAUGGUAUUUUGUACACUGAUGCAUAAGCUUGUUAUAAGUAAAUUUGCUAUGACCCAUUUUCUAUCAAUCUCAUUAUAAUUUGCUGUUAUUUUUUUCCAUAGGAAGGACAUAAUAUGUAUGGUAUACCUAAUGAGUAAUAAUGACAGAAACAUGACUGAAAAACUGUCACUAUGAUAAGGACGGAUAGAUACU
Plutella xylostella (diamondback moth) is the source of this 3345-nucleotide messenger RNA. RefSeq lists its product as uncharacterized. Gene Ontology annotation, cellular component: nucleus. Gene Ontology annotation, biological process: regulation of transcription by RNA polymerase II. The record is from RefSeq and is a predicted model, not a curated record. Lineage: Eukaryota; Metazoa; Arthropoda; Insecta; Lepidoptera; Plutellidae. Gene Ontology annotation, molecular function: zinc ion binding; DNA-binding transcription factor activity, RNA polymerase II-specific; RNA polymerase II transcription regulatory region sequence-specific DNA binding.